AUGUCAGGAAAAUCUAACAAAGCCUUUACAAAAGAAGAAGAGCUUUUGUUGCAAGACUUUAGCAGAAAUGUCUCAACAAAGUCAUCAGCCUUAUUUUAUGGGAACGCUUUCAUUGUAUCUGCUAUUCCGAUUUGGUUGUUCUGGAGAGUGCACUCUUUAGAGGUAAACACAUCCCUAGCAUGGUUCGUGUUUGUAACAGCAAUCAGUACGUGGUUGUUGGCCCUGGCCUAUCGCAAUACAAAGUUCCAGCUGAAGCACCGUGUCGCUGUCCGUAGAGAAGACGCUGUGGCCCGCGAAAUGUCUCGAAAGUUAGCAGAUGACAAAAAGAUGAGCAGAAAGGAAAAGGAUGAGAGGAUCUUAUGGAAAAAAAAUGAAGUAGCUGACUAUGAAGCAACAACUUUCUCCAUCUUCUACAAUAAUGCCUUGUUCCUGACAAUAGUUAUCUUGAGCAGUUUUUACUUACUGCGUUCAUUCACACCUACAGUUAACUACAUAGUGUCGCUGACUGCUGCCUCAGGCCUCCUCGCCCUCUUGUCUACAGGAACAAAGUAA
Messenger RNA from Pieris macdunnoughi, 552 nucleotides. The record is from the annotation of a GenBank genome assembly. NCBI's taxonomy places the organism in Eukaryota, Metazoa, Arthropoda, Insecta, Lepidoptera, Pieridae.